AUGUCUGGUAUUAAUUUAUUAUACAUUGAAUUUUUUGAUAGUAAUAGUGAUUAUGUAUCUAAUUCUUUUAAUGGUAAUGAUGAUUAUGCAUCUGAUUUUUUUAAUAGUGGUAAUGAUUAUACAUCUGAUUCUUUUAAUAGUGGUAGUGAUUAUGCAUCUAAUUCUUUUAAUGGUGAUGAUGAUUAUGCAUUUGAUUUUUUUAAUGGUAGUAGUGAUUAUGCAUCCAAUUUUUUUAACAAUAGAGGUAAUUAUACAUCCAAUUCUUUUGAUAGUGAUGAUAGAUAUGUAUCUGAUUCUUUUGAUAAUAGUAUUUCUGGUCAAAAAAAAUAUAAUUAG
This is a messenger RNA of Funneliformis mosseae, 336 nucleotides long. Lineage: Eukaryota; Fungi; Glomeromycota; Glomeromycetes; Glomerales; Glomeraceae. The record is from the annotation of a GenBank genome assembly.